Messenger RNA from Pygocentrus nattereri (red-bellied piranha), 4844 nucleotides. It is a transcript of the gene slco3a1a, whose product is annotated as solute carrier organic anion transporter family, member 3A1. The transcript has 10 exons. Bases 564 to 2693 code for a protein of 709 amino acids. Gene Ontology annotation, biological process: transmembrane transport; prostaglandin transport; sodium-independent organic anion transport. NCBI's taxonomy places the organism in Eukaryota, Metazoa, Chordata, Actinopteri, Characiformes, Serrasalmidae. Gene Ontology annotation, molecular function: protein binding. The record is from RefSeq and is a predicted model, not a curated record. Gene Ontology annotation, cellular component: membrane.
GCAGGCUGUCUGUGUUUUGGCUGUGUGUAUGUGUUUGGAGGGAAGGCAGCAGACGGACGGCUCUGCAGCGCAGUGCCCGUUUCUCUCAGGCUGCCGGACCGCACGCGGAGCCCCACACAUAACGAGAAUCACCGCGAGACUCUCCGCAGCUUCGAGCUGCUGGCGAGCACCAUCUCAAGAGGGGGCAGGACAGAACAGAAGAAGGAAAGGAAGAUGAAAAAUGCCGCGUGAACGCAAAAUCGAUUCGCGUUCAGUCCCCUCCGUCACUUCACCGUCCUGUCGCGCCUCCAUUCAGCGCCGGAGCUGCAAUGAACGUCGCGCCGCGUCGAGCUGAACUGCCGCUCCGCAGAACGAGAGGAAACGACGCGGCUGCUCGCUGAGCUCACUGAGGGUGGGAGGACGGGCUGCGACUGCGACUGCGGCUGGGAGCAGCAGGUUCUCCUCCGCGUGUUUGUGUGUGCGUGUGAGGUGCGUGUGUGGGGAGGGAACGCGGCUGUGGCGUUGCUUAUGUUUAGCCCCGGGCAGCUUUUUUCUCUGCUUUUCGUUCCUAAGCCGCCGCCGGGAUGCAGGUGAAAACGCAGAGGAGCAGCUCUGAAGACGCGCCGCCAGACUGCAUAAAGAAAAAGACUUCGUGCUUCUCCAACAUCAAAAUCUUCCUGGUGGCCGAGUGUGCCCUGAUGCUGGCGCAGGGCACCGUUGGAGCCUACCUGGUCAGUGUCCUGACCACACUGGAGCGGCGCUUUAACCUGCAGAGCGCUGACGUGGGAGUGAUUGCCAGCAGUUUUGAAAUAGGUAACCUAGCUCUCAUCCUGUUCGUCAGCUACUUUGGUGCCCGAGCACACCGGCCGCGCCUGAUUGGCUGUGGGGGCAUCGUCAUGGCACUGGGGGCACUGCUGUCGGCCCUGCCUGAGUUCCUUACCAACCAGUAUGAUUACAAGACCACAGAAGCAUGGCGCAGGGACCUGGGGCGGAAUGUGUGCUCCAACGCCUCACGUGGGGAGAUGGACAGAGAGCAUUGCCUGAACAAAGCCAACACCAACAUGAUGUACCUCCUGCUGAUCGGUGCUCAGGUCCUACUAGGAAUUGGAGCCACGCCCGUGCAGCCUCUGGGUGUGUCCUACAUAGAUGAUCAUGUGAGACGGAAAGACUCCUCGCUCUAUAUUGGUAUACUGUUCUCCACCCUGGUGUUCGGACCUGCCUGUGGCUUUAUCCUUGGUUCCGUCUGCACCAAGUUCUACGUGGAUGCUGUCUUCAUUGAUACAGGCAAGCUGGAAAUCACCCCGGAUGACCCGCAGUGGAUUGGAGCAUGGUGGGGGGGCUUCCUCCUCUGCGGUGCCUUACUCUUCUUCUCCGCCCUCUUCAUGUUCGGCUUCCCCUCCUCACUGUCGGUGCGGCAAGAGGGCGGGACCGAGAGUGAGCAGGCCAUGCUGCCGGCAGCCGUGGCUCAGGGCUUUGCCCGGUCCAAGCCCAGCAAUGGCGUCAUGCGCAACCACCAACCUGCCAUUGGCAACAGUGUAUCCUGUUGCGAUCAGCUACAAGUUAUUCCCAAGGUGACCAAACACCUGCUGUCCAACCCCGUGUUUACCUGUAUCAUCCUGGCCGCCUGCAUGGAAAUUGCCGUGGUGGCCGGCUUUGCUGCCUUCCUGGGGAAGUACUUGGAACAGCAGUUUAAUCUGACCACCACCUCUGCUAAUCAACUUCUGGGUAUGACGGCCAUCCCGUGUGCAUGCUUGGGCAUCUUCAUGGGCGGUUUGUUGGUAAAGAAGCUGAACCUCUCCGCUCUGGGAGCUAUUCGCAUGGCUAUGCUGGUCAACCUGAUCUCCACCGCCUGCUACGUAUCCUUCCUAUUUCUAGGCUGUGACACAGGGCCUGUCGCCGGGGUGACCGUCGCCUAUGGCAACGAAACUCUGCGACCAAACACAAAACCAGAAGCUGCGUGCAUCAGUAACUGUAACUGCUACACAUCAUCUGUUAGCCCUGUGUGCGGCUCCAACGGCGUGACCUACCUGUCGUCCUGUUUCGCUGGCUGUACCAGAUCCUUCAGCACUGGAGUGCCUCCUCCUCUGAUUCAGAACCUGACCGGAUGUGCAUGCAUUUCCGGUGAUGGUGAUGGUGAUUCAGCCAUAGCCGUGCCAGGGAAAUGCCCGAGUCCCGGCUGCCAGGAGGCCUUUCUCACCUUCCUUUGUGUGAUCUGUGCCUGCAGCAUGAUCGGAGCCAUGGCUCAAACACCCUCCGUCAUCAUCCUCAUCAGGACUGUCAGUCCAGAGCUGAAAUCAUAUGCCCUCGGUGUUCUGUUUCUCUUACUCCGGCUGCUCGGAUUCAUCCCUCCGCCUUUGAUCUUCGGUGCAGGGAUUGACUCUACAUGCCUGUUCUGGAGUACGGACUGCGGGUCCAGGGGCGCCUGCAUACUGUACGAUAACGUGGCAUACCGGCACCUGUACGUGAGCCUGGCCAUCGUGCUGAAGGUCAUUGCCUUCCUCCUCUACACCACCACCUGGCAGUGCUUGCGCAGGAACUACAAGAAGUACAUUAAAAAUAACGAGGCCUACGUGACGUCCACUGAAAUCUUCUCCUCCGACAUGAACCUGGACAGUCUGGGCAAGGAUGUGGGCCUGAACCCAGUCAACAGGACAAAGUUUAUAUACAACUUAGAGGACCACGAGUGGUGCGAGAACAUGGAGUCAGUUUUAUAGUGGCCAGAAGAAAGCCACUGCUUGAUGCAUAAAUAUAGUUCUUUUGAAAGCUCACCAAUCUGGUGUUCAUUCUUUUCUUUUUUUCUUGUGGAUAGAACUUUUUUUUUUUGAAAGGGUGACAUGUUUAAGGUCCCUAUGGUCACCAUAGUGGACUGUUGCACUUUUACCCUACAUGCUAAUCGUUCGUUGGGUCCAUGUCGUUCUUAGAAGUCAUAUCAAAGAGGCUGUUCAUCCAGUGCCAGUGAACUAUCUUGUGCUUGUUAGUCAAAGACAUCUACUAUACUCUCCAGCUGCAUCCUCAGCUGCUAACAAGCUGGGCCUAGGCUAACGAUCCAUUAGUGGACAUCUUACAUGGACGCAACUGCGAAAAAUGACCAGCUCUGCGUUUCCCAUUACUUGAAAGGCGUUGAAGUGAAACUGAAGUUCCGUUAAAUCUGUAAUCAAUUGUCCAGUUCACAGUUUCUUCUUAAGGCAAAGAAGACAAAAGAAAAAAAACAACAACUAAGCAGUUAUAUUAGGUGCAUUUUCUGUGUUUAAGGCACGGAUGAGAACAGUCAUCCACUCUUCUUGUCUCGGUGUCUGUUUCGUCUAAGUAGCGGAGAAACUUUCGACUUCAGUAUCCGCACAUAUCGUGUUAACGUUGUGGCCAAGAGACUUCUUUUGCAAUAGAAAUAUGCUCUACAGCUCUAUCAUGAAUUUCAUAUCACUUUUUAUAGCUGCAUUGUACCAAGCCAAUAUCAGUCUUUCUCAAAGCAUUUGUUUGAGCUUCAAUGUUCUUUUGACGGAUGUCUUUUUCCUAGUAGGCGCUGUUGCGCCAGUUGCUUUAUACUGUUACUAUGUUAUUCUGCAUAGUUUAUUAAGCCCAAAAAUGUCUUAAUUGUUUGAGGUAAUUGAAACAGAUAUGUUAUAUAUCUACACUGGUGCAAUAGUUUGAAGGUGUAUUUGAAAAAGCCAGAGUUUGAAAUUAAGUAAUAAUUGUUCAUUAACUUCUAUUUGUUAUUAUUUUUUAUUAGAGCAAACUAUUUUGUUUGAGGAAGAAAAAAAAAAAAUUUAGAGUUUGUUUUCCUUGUCAAUGCGACAAUGUCAGGUUGCCUAGAUGAAUAUAUUAAUGUGUUUAUGAUUACAGGAUUACUGUAGAGUAUAUGAAUAUAUGGAAAAAGAAGAAAGCAUGAGAUGGACAUAAAGGAGAGAAAGCAGAGGCAGGACUUUGUCUUAAAGUGGCAGUGAUUCUGAACCUCUGUUCAUGCAGUCUUGCUCAUUCAAACUAAACGAAAUGACAGCACUACUGUGAGCUGUUCUGUUCACAUUUUGGUCAGGCAGGGCUGUCUAGGGCUCAUCCCUGGGGCCAAAGAAAUCUGACUUCACAGAUAUUGAAGCUAUUUUGGUCAAGAUCUCAUUAUAAGAGGAGACUGUUAGGCAAGACUAAAGGGACUCGAAUUUAUCGGAUUGAAUUUUUGUUUUCAGGCAGAAAGUGAACUCUGUCCUUAUCUAGUUAAUCCAAAUUGAUCUGAGAAAAGCUCAUCUAACAUCAUUUAAGCUUUCCCUCAAAUGGGAGUCAUUUCUUUUGCCAUUUUUAGGACCAAUCAGCAUGAUCCAUUUGACAAUGAGGUGGUUCACUUAAUGGCAUCAACUAACUAAAAAAGAUAGAAGGAUCAGAUAUUGAGCUCUUUCUCAAGGUCUCUGCUGAGAUCCCUACAUACUCAAAUAGUUCACUACUGGGGAAUUUCACUAACUAGGGCAGACCCCAGGCUUUAGAGUGAGCCCCACUUUUAGGACAUUUUUCUAGACAAAAGAGCAAAAAAGAAAUAGAUUCUUUACGAUAUAAAACACGAAAUCAGACUCACUGCAGCUUUUGAGGUCUGUUGCAUCUGCAUGUGGAAAAAAAAGCCAUGGUACGAGGAUUUUUGUUUUUUGCUUGAGAGAUUUUGAUGCCAGAUACUGAUGCAUACAGGUUAUCCCUUUUGAAUGAAACUAGUCAUAUGAUUGAUAUAAAGUGUACAUCAUUGAAAACCUAUGUAAGGCUUAAUAGCACACUCUUUUUGUUUUACUGAUAAAGGUCUCUCUGCAGUAUAAGCAUAAGUAGGAUCCUUUUCAUAUACUUUUUGUAUGGCAGAUAACUUUUAUUUUAUUCUGCAAAUAAAUUAUUUUUUA